CCCGCCCCGCCCCGCCCGCCAACGAGUAGAUGCUUGCAGACAGCAGCAGCAGCAGCCACUGCAGCAGCAAGCAAGAGAUGCUGAUGGGUUUCCCCGUGGGGUACUCGGAGGUGCCCAAGCUGCUGCUGCACUUGCUCUUCCUGCUCGGCCACCUGCGCCGCCUCUCCUCCUGGCUGCUCCGCCUCGCCGGCCUCGACGUCGAAGGCUCCUCCGACGCCGACCACCACCACCCGCGGUGGCAGUACAACCACCGCGACGACGACGGCGCCGCGGCCGAACGCCUCGAGAAGCACUCCCCCGCGGUGCGCUUCGACUCGCUGUCGUCGGACGGAUCCGCCGCCGGCGUGGAGGCGCUGCCGCUGCCGGAGGGCUGCUGCGUCUGCCUGGGCGACUUCCACGGCGCCGCCGAGGUGCGCCGCGCCCGGGGCUGCCGCCACGUCUUCCACCGCGCCUGCCUCGACCGCUGGGCCGCGCACGGCCACCGCACCUGCCCGCUCUGCCGGACGCCGCUCCUGCCGCCGCCGCUGCUCCUGCCACUGCCGCUGCCGCCGUCGUAGCUUUCAGCAGGGAGACGACCCCAAAUACUUCCUUCCUUUUGGGCUUUUUGGGGAAAAAAUAUUCCUCAAGAAGCACUGCAGGAGGGUGGGUCUCUGGUUUGGUGUGAUUUCGAGCAACUGUAGGGGGCUCAAAGGAGCUUAUGUGCUCUGCUCUGUUCUGCUCUGGUAGUAUCCCCUGGUGGGUGUCCAAAGGACCAAAAGAAAGUGACAAAAAGAUAGAUGCUGAUCGAAAAAUGUACUUAGGUUAGGGCAAGUAAAUACAGGAGUAACUAUAUACAUGAUAUGUAGGUGGAGCAAUUUGCUCUGCUCUGCUCAUUUUCUUGUUAUAUUUUCUUAUCAAUUCUUUCUUCUUUCUCUCUUUGUGAGGUUGGGGAAUUGAAUGCCCCGAUCUCACUAUUUUGUGUUUUACUCUUACUGCUGGGAUGCAGAUAAUAUGGAUGAUUUACCUAAACUUUGUAUGAUGUCCCUGUCUUAGCUUGAAACGAGCUGCGCUUUGCUUG
Setaria italica (foxtail millet) is the source of this 1057-nucleotide messenger RNA. Its product is annotated as E3 ubiquitin-protein ligase RHA1B. The record is from RefSeq and is a predicted model, not a curated record. Bases 30 to 557 code for a protein of 175 amino acids. Lineage: Eukaryota; Viridiplantae; Streptophyta; Magnoliopsida; Poales; Poaceae. Gene Ontology annotation, molecular function: ubiquitin protein ligase activity. Gene Ontology annotation, biological process: protein ubiquitination. The transcript has a single exon.